Saccostrea cuccullata (small rock oyster) is the source of this 717-nucleotide messenger RNA. RefSeq lists its product as uncharacterized. Lineage: Eukaryota; Metazoa; Mollusca; Bivalvia; Ostreida; Ostreidae. Gene Ontology annotation, molecular function: RNA polymerase II cis-regulatory region sequence-specific DNA binding; DNA-binding transcription factor activity, RNA polymerase II-specific. The coding region runs from base 1 to 717 and encodes 238 amino acids. The record is from RefSeq and is a predicted model, not a curated record. The transcript has 4 exons. Gene Ontology annotation, biological process: regulation of transcription by RNA polymerase II; chromatin remodeling.
AUGGGUUCUCCUGGCCUUGUCGCUCCUGAAAACUGGACAGAUCAAACUGUGAGAUGUGCUGUUUUAGCAUUGCUCAAAGAGAUGAGCCAAUCAACUCUUGCCAAACAAUGUCCUCUAACUCAGUCAGCGAUUUCUAAUAUUGCAAACUGGAAAUAUGCAAGUAAACUGAGUGACGAAAAAUGUAAGGAAUUUGGUGCAUGGUACAAACAAUACAAUUCAAAGAAAGAAAUCCGGAGCGAGGGCUUUGGUGUACCUAAAGAUUCAAGAUUGACCUUCCAUCCUCAACAUGAGAUUCCGCAGAUGAGAAAAUGGUAUACAUCUUGUAAAACCCCCUCAGACGAAAAAUUAAAAUUUUUUGCCGCUGAAUUAAAUAAGGGUCAUGUGAGACAGGAGAGACCGAACGUGACGGUGGCGAGAUUAAAAAUAUGGUGGAAAAAUGAACGGCAACGGGAAAAGCGUCAGCAACACCAAGCUCAAACCGAAAACGAGGCUGAGGAACGGGGAGGUUAUGAUGCAGAUCCACAACCUUAUACUUCAAGCAACCAACAACCUUCAACUUCAAGCAACCAACAAUCUUCAACUUCAAGCGAAACUCCUUCAACAUCAAAAUCAUUUGCCGAGUUAAGGAAUGUAUCUAGUGAAUUGCUUGCUUCAGAAUUAUUAUGUAGAAAUAGUUACUCUAGUGACGGAUCUAGUGCUGGCGACCCUUUUUUAUGA